Sclerotinia borealis F-4128 is the source of this 477-nucleotide messenger RNA. Lineage: Eukaryota; Fungi; Ascomycota; Leotiomycetes; Helotiales; Sclerotiniaceae. The record is from the annotation of a GenBank genome assembly.
AUGUCUUUCCCAACAGACUUUACUCAAUCGAUCAAAAGAAACAAGAAGCAAAAACGUCGCACUUACAAUAGCGCGAACGAUUACAUCUUACCCUCAAUCGACACAUCCACCUUGGACUUUGAAAUCUUCGAAGACGCCCGCUGCGCAGUCUGCGAUGGGGAUCUUGAUCCAAGACAGCCAGAAGCACUACCCCAAAUCCUCCCCGACCUCUGCCGCGCCUGCCAAAAGCAAGUAGCACAACUACAGCUCGAACAAGAACACAUUGCGAAAGAAAAGCGAAAACGCCAAAUGCGCGGAAUUCAAGCAGCGAUCGAUGCGCAGCUGGCGCAGAGCGAGUUGUGUAAGGUGUUGGUUGAUGGGAAUGAGAAGUUGAGGGGGGAGAUUGAAGAGAUUGAGAGGCAGAUUUUGGUGCAGGAGGAGAGGAAUGAGGUGUUGAGGAGAUUUAGGGAGGAGGAAUUGAGGGGGAGUGAGGGAUAG